ACGCAUCUUCCCGCAAUCAUGAUGCCUUUAUUCAAAUGGUACCUUGAGGUAAGCUUCAGCUUCACUCUGCUACUGGUUCAGUUCAGCUUUCACUGGAAGGGGUCAGGCAAUUUGGAGUCGCUGUUUGAUGCGACCAUUAGACGAGCUCUUCUCUUAUCUUGCUGCACGGAUUGCUACUUUUCACCCGCCAUCCCACCUUUGUCGCAGGGUAUCUACGCUUCAGACAGCUUUCGCGCUCUACCUUGCUUGCGGGAAUGUCCAUCUCAAGGAUGUAGCGCCUUGACCGCCGCUUACACGGCCCACUGCUUCCGGGGUCUGCGAAUAGGCUAAUGGAUCUGGACCGGGUUACAACAUGUUCUCUCCGCAACUUGAAGCUGAGUUACAUCUGAUGGCCUCACCAUGCACAGUGACCUUCUGGAAGGGGAAUGGCCUGGAAGACGCCCCUCCACUUUUUCUACGCGAACAACUUCAAGCAUCUUUAAGCUUCACUCAAGCGCGAUCAAGCACCCCGUCGCUACCAACGCAAAUGCAACCUUCCUAUCUGCCUCCGUUGAUGAUGCACUCGUGCUGCGUCAUGCCAAUGUGUUGGAGACCAUCGUUGCGCUGACCCAGCUUGCCGCUGAGGACGAGCAUGCGGUCCAUGGUGUCAUGCUGUGGUGGGGGUACAGGAAGGUACAGGUAUUUCAGGUGGUCCAGGGAACCGCUGCUUUCUCUUGCUCUUCUCUCUCGAGUCCAUUUUUCCUUUUCGUGCGUGGAUCUGCUGCCCUGACUCAAAAUGCGCUUCAAUACUUGGUUGCUGGCAUGUCUUGUGCCCUGUGCCUUGGCCAUGGAAAACCCUCACAAACGUGCGCCUAAAAGGGUACACAAGCUUACCGCCUCGCAAAAUCGCCAACCUCUCGUGAAGCGCCAACAAUCGAGCUACUUGACUCCACAGACCGAGAAAUUUGCGGUGAACGGCUCCGGCAUUCCCCUUGUGAACUUUGACAUCGGCGAGUCUUAUGCCGGGACCUUGCCUAUUGACCAGAAUAGCUCGAACGUCAAUCAGCUCUGGUUCUGGUUCUUCCCUUCGGCAAACCCAGCGGCAUCUGACGAAAUCACCAUCUGGCUGAAUGGCGGACCCGGCUGCAGCUCGCUCGACGGGUUGCUCCAAGAGCAUGGUCCUUUCCUGUGGCAGAGUGGUACCUACGAGCCGCAGCCGAAUCCGUUCUCUUGGACAAACUUGACCAACAUGGUGUAUGUUGACCAGCCUAUCGGCACUGGGUUUUCUCCUGCGGCUCCAGGCGCCCCAGCGCAGAUAAGAAACGAGGUCGAUGUAGGUCGAGAUUUUGCGGGUUUCUGGCAAAACUUCAUGACCACCUUCAACCUCACUGGCCGCAAGGUCUACAUCACUGGCGAGUCAUAUGCCGGGCAGUACAUCCCUUACAUCGCCAGUUAUAUGCUAGACCAGAACAACACAGAUUACUACAAUGUCAAAGGGAUUCAGAUCAACGACCCGAGUAUUGGAUUAGACUCGGUUCUGAUCCAGGCGCCUGCUGUGACCGCGGCGAACAAUUACGAGAAUGUACUCGGCCUCAACCAAACUUUUCUACAAGAUAUCAACGCCCAAGCUGAGAAGUGUGGCUACUUUCAGUUCAUGGAAGAGGCAUUGACAUUUCCACCGCCCGGAAAAUUCACUGCACCGAAUGACUCCGCACCAGGGUGCGACGUAUGGGAUGCUAUCGUGGCGGCCGCCGUCUAUGUCAACCCUUGCUUCAACGUGUAUCACGUGCCUGACUUCUGUCCGUUCGUCUGGGACGAGCUUGGGUUUCCAUCGCUCGCAGAAGGACCGAACAACUACUUCAAUCGAAGCGAUGUUCAAGCUGCUAUUCACGCACCGCCCACCAAUUACGUGAUAUGCGGUGACGACGAAUUAUUCCCUAACGGUGACGAAUCAGAGCCCUCGAGCUUCACAGCUUUGCCAUCUGUUAUCGAACGCACCAACAACGUUGUCGUCGGCAGCGGCUUGUUCGACUUCCUUUUGUUUACGAAUGGGACUCUGAUGACCCUGAACAACAUGACAUGGAAUGGUAAACAAGGUUUCUCCGAAGCUCCCAGUGACUUGUUUUUCGUACCAUAUAAUCCUUCGAUUGGCUUUGUGCUCAAUGAGACUGCCACCCAGCCCAUCCCGGCUGUUCCUGUUGGUAUUGUUGCGGGUGGUGGGAUAAUGGGGGUCACACACACAGAAAGAGGUCUCACGUGGGUGACGGUCAAUCUUGCCGGUCACGAAAUCCCGCAAUAUGUGCCGGGAGCAGGGUAUCGACAACUUGAGUUCCUCCUUGGCCGGAUCAGCAAUUUGACGGAGAUAGGUCCAUUUACCACUCAAACAGGGGGCGGGAACAGCACCACAGUGGAAUGAAUGAGAGUUUUGGGUGCACAAUUAGUAUGUAAUUGCAGUUGCCUCGAAGGAUCUGAUGCACCCAUCAGCAGGGGAUAAAGCGGAAUUUUGUAUGAUCUGAAUGAUGUCGAAACAGGCCGUUGCUCUGCAAUCGGUGCAGCUGACAAGGCUUCCGGAACUCAGUGUGAAUACUUCAAUAUAUCCGAGUAAAUCUAUGAAAUGCCUCGAUGAAAUGUAAAGAUGACUCUUACAGCUGA
Molecule: messenger RNA, 2631 nt
Organism: Exophiala dermatitidis NIH/UT8656
Lineage: Eukaryota; Fungi; Ascomycota; Eurotiomycetes; Chaetothyriales; Herpotrichiellaceae
Product: carboxypeptidase
Exons: 5
Coding region: 776-2395 (539 amino acids)
Biological process (GO): proteolysis
Molecular function (GO): serine-type carboxypeptidase activity
Source: RefSeq, a predicted model, not a curated record